This is a messenger RNA of Procambarus clarkii (red swamp crayfish), 4999 nucleotides long. The record is from RefSeq and is a predicted model, not a curated record. Lineage: Eukaryota; Metazoa; Arthropoda; Malacostraca; Decapoda; Cambaridae.
GGCUCCUGUCUGAGGUUUGUUUACUAUGGCUCAGCUGGAGUCAGAUGAGCCGCGGUGGCCGCAGUCUCUUCCUGCGGGCGUGCUGGUCCUCACACGCCUCCACGCCCGCUGUCUUCCACGCCCCACUCACGCCUCAAGCGAUUGUAUAUGACUUCUGUUUGCGGACGUCGACUAUGAAACUGAGGCGAGUAUGGGGACGGUACCGCGAGAGGAUACUUGUGACAGUCCUGAUAGCCCUUGUUGUCAUCAUAAUGGCUCCUCCCAAACGCCUACAUGACAUGGUGAAAAGAGAGGAUGGCAGUGUGUUGGUGAUAGAUGGGGUAAGAAAGAGGGACUACAAUGACUAUAAAUACCUGAAGGACGAAGUUCUACAAACUGGCCCAGGUGAAAAUGGAGUUGCUGCUUCUCUUUCCCCGGGGUUGGAUAAGGAGAAAGAAGAUCUCUACAAGGUGAAUGGCUUUAAUGCUCGCCUCUCUGAUGACAUCGCUCUAAAUCGUUCUCUCAAAGACAUUCGCCAUCCAAAGUGCAAAAAGAAACUGUACUUGGCAGAGCUUCCCACGGCAGCAGUGGUAGUGCCUUUCCACAAUGAACACUGGUCCACUCUUCUUCGCACUGCAUUCUCAGCCUACAACCGCUCUCCAAAGCACCUUCUAAAGGAAAUCAUUCUGGUUGAUGAUGCUAGCACAAAAGAUUUCCUUGGGAAGAAACUGGACAAAUAUUUAGCUGAACACUUACCCAUUGCUCGUGUGGUUCGCCUUCCUUCUCGUUGGGGUUUAAUUCGUGCCAGAUUGGAAGGAGCAAAACAUGCAACAGCAGAUGUACUCAUUUUCCUUGAUUCUCACACAGAGUGUACAACUAACUGGCUACCUCCAUUAUUAGAACCAAUUGCAAAUAAUUAUAAGACUGCAGUUUGUCCUUUCAUCGAUGUGGUUGAUUUUGAAACAUUUGAGUACCGGGCUCAGGAUGAAGGACGUCGCGGUGCCUUUGACUGGGAAUUUUACUACAAGAGAUUGCCAGUGUUGCCAGAGGAUGAGGCUAACAUGCCUGAACCCUUCAAGAGUCCAGUCAUGGCUGGUGGAUUGUUUGCAAUAAGCUCCAAGUUCUUUUGGGAACUGGGUGGGUAUGACCCAGGUCUGGACAUUUGGGGAGGAGAACAGUACGAGUUGUCUUUCAAAGUAUGGCAGUGCCAUGGCACUAUGGUUGAUGCUCCAUGCUCCAGGAUUGGACAUAUAUAUCGCAAAUUUGCCCCUUUCCCAAACCCUCGAAAAGACAACUUUAUAGCUAGGAACUAUCGUCGUGUGGCAGAAGUGUGGAUGGAUGACUAUAAAAAGUUUCUAUAUAUGAGACAACCUGGAUGGCUGGAGGUGGACACUGGAGAUAUCAGUGAGCAACUGGCUGUACGGGAACGAAACAAGUGUAAACCUUUCAAAUGGUUUAUGGAUAAUGUGGCUUUUGAUCUGGCUAAACACUACCCUCUUAUUGAGCCACCAGACUACUGCAAUGGAACAAUCCAGAGUCUUGCAGACCCGAGACUAUGUGUGGAUACAGAGAUGAAAGGACAGUUCGACCGAUUGGACUCACUCGGAGAAUGUGGACCCAGUUCACAGUAUCAGUUUCAGCUUACAGCUUUCAAAGAUAUACGUCCCCUCAAGAGCCAUAACUGCUUUGAUGUGCCAGACCUGAAGGGGGAUAAAGCUCCUGUGUUGCUUUAUGGCUGUCAUAAAGGACUUGGUAACCAGAUGUGGAAGUAUGAUAUGAAGAAUCAAAUGAUAAAAUUUGGACACCAAGCCACCCACUGCCUUGAUUCCAGCAUAAGCAACAAGGAAAUUUUUGUGGCCAUCUGUGAUUUCAGCUCAAUGACACAGAAAUGGAAAUGGAGUUUUGUAAAUAAAGAAAGGCUGACCAAUUACGAUAAUCUUGAUCCAAUACCAUAAUAAAAUUUAUAUUUUCUUAUAUAAUGUUUAUAAAUCAUUCCAAGAUUUACAAUUUGACUCAGUGCAUUAAAUAAUAUUGUAAUAACUUAUUUUAUAUAUUAAGGACAUAUGUAGCACACAGUAUUUAUUGAAUAGUAUUGGCUAAUGUAUAGCAGAUUUUACAAAGUUGUAAUCCCUCAUACACUGGAAAAUUAUGUAGUUUUAUACAGUAAUUGGGAAAUAGUACAGUAAUAUUGCAAUUGCUUUUUUAAUUAUUCCUGUGUUUGCCAACUUUUAAAAUUCUAGUAUUUUAACAUAAAGAAAAUAUUUGAAUACAGUACUGUAUAUUGAAUGUACAUAAUAAAAAACGUUAUUCAAUGACUUCAAAAUCCUCUUUUUGUGAUAGUUAUCAAAGAAUUUUUAUUUUAGUGAACUAAUAAAAACUAUAUAAAAAAACAUAUUUUCAUAUAUUGCAGCUGAAAGUAAUGAGUUGCAUUGUUAAUCAGGGACAACACACCUGUUUACAGUAGUGUCUUGAAUUAAUUUCUCAUGCAUAUGGAUAAAAUUAUAUUAAUUAUUAGUGUUUACAGUAGACCUACUGUAAUGCUGUAAUAAAAUUUGUUUCAUGAUUAGGGUAUUUUGUAAAAUAUUAAUUCUUUACCCAUUUCUUAAAAAUCACAUUUAGCAUAUUUGCACAUCUUUUUUGAAAUGCAACAUUUUGGAAGUUUGAUAAUUUGAGAUUUUUUUAAUUUAUGUGUCUGUUACUCAAUUUGUUUGUAUAUGUUUUAGCCAUAUAAUUUUCAUGUGCACAUCUGCAUACAUACAGUGACUCUAUACAGAUGCAUUAUAAAACUCAGUGGUAGUGAAGAGCACAAAGUGCUGACAAUGAUUGUGAGAAAUACAAAGACAAGAUUAGACUACAGUAUUUGUAAAUACCAUCACACUAGCAAAGACCUUAUCAGAUUGUUUGGAGUACAUCAGAAAUACAUUUUGAUACCGAGAUGGAGCAAAGAAAUAUUCAACCGUAGUUUACAAUAUAAUUACAGUAGUUAAUGCUAGUUUGAAUCGUUACUUGUGGAUUUGCUAAAGAAAUGAAGCCUUGACUGUGUAUAGUGAUGUUUUAAUGCUAUUGACAAAGUAUCCACCACUUUAGUAAAUCCAGUUGUUGCUCAUAUGAACUGGGUUUGAUUUAUAGUGAUCUCCAAGAACUAUAUACCAUAUUUGCAUUUCUUAAAAACUAUGUAUCAUAUUUGCCAACAUAAAAAAUGCAGUUAUUUAACAAGGAUAUAUUGUAUAAUUUUUCUUUUUUACUAUGAUCAUUCAUCUUUCUUUUAUUGAAAGUGAUGAUAAGGUGGUUUUGUAGGAGAAAACAUGAUUUUGUACACAUUGAAAUUGAAUUUCAUUGUGCACAGAAUCAUAUGUUUUCUAAUUUGUCCACAUAAAUUAAUAUAUACAGUACUCAAUUGGUGGUGGACCAAAAACAUGAAUCAUAUGUGCUGGAAAAAUUGGUACUUACAUUCCUGAAAGUACAGUUAGAUGAAUACACACUAGUGUUAAUUAAUGAAGGCAAAUUAUGAGCAAAUUAAUUUAAGAAUACAGUAUGACAAAACCCAUAAGAUUAAAGGGAUGAUAACCAAACUUAACAUGUAGAAUUAUAUGACAAAUGUCUCUGGAGCUCAUUCAAAACUCGUAAGAUGCCUGAGAGGUUGGGUAAAAAUUUUACAUGUGGUAACCCUCUCAUAGAAAAGGAGCUUCCAGACAGAAUCGGGCAUAAAAUACUGUAUAUAUAGUGAUUAGAUAGCACUCAUAGUUAUUUUUCUACUUGCUAGUUGGCUAAAUAGAUUUUAAUGUAACUUUUCUGUGAAAAGCUUACAGUACAGUAUUUCAGAAUCUCUGAUUCACAUUAAUACAGGUAUUGAGAUAUAUUACAUGGAAUGAAAUUGCAUAGUUUACUGUAAAAAAAAUUAAAUCAAUGUUAAGUUUUGUCACUGAACAUAGUACAGUAUUGCUUGAAACUUUUAACUGCUUCCCCAUUUUGCAAUUCACUGCUUGUACCAGGGUUCUCGGACAGUAUUUCCUUGUAAUUUGUUGAAGAUCAAUUGUAAUUUUCCAAAAAACAUACAUUACAUAUUUAAACUAUUAUAGUAUCCUCCAGUUAUUAACCCCCUUUCAUCUGAAGAAAGUUACCAAUUUAUGCAAAAAAUGUAAAGUUAGAGAUCAAUAAAUGAGUAUUAUAAAUCAGAAUACAGUAUUUUUGUAUAACUUUAAUAUGUGCAUGUAUUGCAGAUAAUAAUUUGCAUUGCUAUAAUUUGUUUGAUUUCCUUUAAUAAUGUUAAAAUUUUCUACUCUUGAGUCUGUGUAACUCAGUUUAUAUUAUUCAUUCAGGUUAUACUGAAGUAGUUGAAUCACACUUGAAUUGAUUUUAUUGAUGAAGAGUAAAUAUUAAUGAAUAGCCAUCUGAUAUUAAUAACUAUAUAUUUGUGAUACAAUACAGUGCUUUUGUUCAUAUUUAAGAUUGUCAUGUUAUUUUCUUACCUCUGCAUAAACCAUGAUGUAAAAUAAUUCUGAAAUUAUUUAUUAGUACUGUGUGUACAUUGCAGUACAAUAUUUUUUGCAAUGUUUAAAGUAAUUCAUGGAUAUAUGGAGUACAACAUUUGCUAUUUGAUGAACAUUUACUGAAGUUAGGCCCAAGUUUCAUCAAGCACACUUAGGAGAGUUGUUGCUCUUACUUUGAUCAUAGCAGUUUAGUUUGCAUUUAUUAAAAAAUUUGCAAGAGCUCUGAAGCACUUCGAGGUCAUCCUCAACCCAAGGUUAUUACUAUUAUGACACCCUCAUAGUGGUUUGGAGUUUGUGAACAUUGUAAUAAAUGCAUACUAAACUCUCCCAUGUAUUCUUGAUGCACCCUGGCCCUGGGUAUGCAUUUGCUGUAAAGUAUUUAGUGUAGAGAAAUUUAGUUUGUCAAGAUUGGUUGACAGUUUCUUAUACACCAUGAAAAGAAACUUAUCCUUCGCUCUAAUUAGGUUCAUACUUUAUAAUUGCUUUGUUAUUUAUUUCAUAAAAAAAUGAAUAAAAUACUUGAGAUGAAA